Messenger RNA from Coregonus sp. 'balchen', 21650 nucleotides. NCBI's taxonomy places the organism in Eukaryota, Metazoa, Chordata, Actinopteri, Salmoniformes, Salmonidae. The record is from the annotation of a GenBank genome assembly.
CACACGAAGAAGGAGAGGUCAGAGGUAACUGAGAGCACAGAGUAGGAAGCGAAUGUUUUGUAAGUUAUGUGUCAGGGGCACGUCAUGUAACUUAUUGAUUUUAGUUAUCAAGUUAAAGAUCUUUAGGGAUUUUCUUCCGUGCAUAUUGUCGGGUAACACUCUCGUAGCUUCAUGGUAAUUCAUUGAACCUAUAAGGUAUUUCUAUGUGCGUGUAUGUUGAAAGAAUAGCUACAUGUCACCUCAACGCUGACAUUCAUAGUUCUUGUACUAGUGACAUGUAGCCCUUACAUUAGACAGCGCAUGCAGUCAUUUAUACUUUUCUACACAGUUGACUUGAUAGACAUAUCAGGAGGUGGAUAAUAACACUCGAAAUGGGCUCUGUCAAAGUCACGGCGUGCUGCAGGCAGCUAUUUUUGCCCUAUGCAAGAGCACUCGCUUUGACUACAAAGAUGGCUAGUGGGAACAUCAUAUGCUGCCUCAGAAGAAAUCUCAGCUCCUCUUCGAGAUUGCGGUCCAGCAUGCCAGCUUGGGUGAUUGACGAGUAUGGCAACAAUGGGGUACUGAGGUUCACUGAAGAAGCCACAGCUCCCAGUGUCAACUCUGCAAGUGAGGUUUUAAUCCAGGUCCAUGCUGCAAGCCUCAACCCCCUCGACAUAUCCAUGAGGGGUAAGCAUCUAUAAACCUGCAAUGUCAAUAUGCUCUAACCUCAUGGUCAUAUUUCCUUAUAAACCAAGAUUAUGUGACUUCAGUCAAUUGUAAUGCAUUAGCUGUCAUGGGAAUAAUUUUGCAUCUACACUACCAGUCAGAAGUUUGGACACACCUACUCAAUCAAGGGUUUUUCUUUAUUUUUACUAUUUUUUACAUUGUAGAAUAAUAGUGAAGACAUCAAAACUAUGAAAUAACACAUGGAAUCAUGUAGUAACCAAAAACGUGUUAAACAAAUCAAAAUAUAUUUUCUAUUUGACAUUCUUCAAAUAGCCACCCUUUGCCUUUAUGAAAAAAAACGAAAAGAAAAACAAAACACUCACUAACUGUAAGUCGCUCUGGAUAAGAGCGUCUGCUAAAUGACUAAAAUGUAAAUGUAAAUGACAGCUUUGAACACUCUUGGCAUUCUCUCAACCAGCUUCACCUGGAAUGCUUUUCCAACAGUCUUGAAGGAGUUCCCACAUGUGUUAUUUCUUAGUUUUGAUGUCUUCACUAUUAUUCUACAAUGUAGAAAAUAGUUAAAAUAAAGAAAAACCCUUGAAUGAGUAGGUGUGUCCAAACGUUUGACUGGUACUGUAUAUCACAAUUUUUACUAAUCCGUUAUCCAUUAUUCUGUCUGUCUCUCGCUCUGUCUGUUUAUAUUUCUCAGGUGGGUAUGGGUCAAAUCUUCUGAAGCUGAGACGGGACCCGGUGUCUUUGGGUCAGAACGGCAGCGAGUUUCCCAUCAUACUUGGUCGGGAUGUCUCUGGCGUGGUGGUGGAUUGUGGGUCGGGAGUGACCCAUUUCAAACCAGGAGAUGAGGUACGUAGUUGAGCAGCUCUGAUGUGGUGUAGUAACAGUCAUUAGGGCCCAUCGUAGCAAAACGUUUUGCAACGGUAAACGAAAAUUGAAAAGUCCAAGUUGUCUCCACGUUUUAGUCGUGUUCCUCCAUUUGGUGCUUACUGAACACAACCAUGCUGAGUUGGUAUGGCAUGCACAGUGCCUUCCUGUGACAUUCAAAAUCACAGCCGUUUUGCUGAUCGAAUGAAAACAGACCUGGUCAUACUUUCUACCUACUGGUAAAUUAUUUGCAUUGUUGGCAGGAAUCAAACGGGUGUUUUUUUUUCAUGCUCAUCACACUCAUUAUCUGAUACCUUGUUUAUCAACUAGGAUUACUCAGCGAUAUCCUUAGAAUGUAUUUUUCCAACCUUAGUGGUUGUGGUUUGGCCGGCCCCCUCAGCGGUGCCUCCACGGGCCUGCAGGUGUGCAGAAACUCGUCUAGUCCAAACUUUCCAGCUGUCUGGUGGUUGCCUGUCUGCUUAUUGCAGUUUAAUUCGGCAUUGUUUUGUGUUUUUUAUAUGCGUUACGUUGUUAUUGUGAAUAAUAGUGAUGUGUGGAAAAUAUAAAAUAAAAUGUUUGAAAUAGAUCAUGUAUUUUUUAUAAUUUUUUUCUUCACAGGUGUGGGCUGCCAUCCCUCCAUGGAAGCAGGGCAGCCUAGCAGAGAUGGUGAAUCUGACGGAGUAUGAGGUCAUUCUACUAUUACUGUGUAUGCUACAUGUACAUUUUAUUAAUGCAAUGACACAGGGUGGUUCUCAGCUUGUAGAGCAUGGCACUUCCAACGGCAGGAUAGCGGGUUCGAUUCCCGGGACCAACCGUACGUAAAAUGUAUGCACGCGUCACUUUAAGUCGCUUUGGAUAAAAGCGUCUGCUAAAUGGCAUUUAUUGUUAUUGUUGUUGUUAAUCAUUAUAUCCCAAACAGGUUUUCAUUCAUUGUGUUAUCCCAUUAUACAUGUACACUAACUUAAUUGUUUCAUUGAAAUAUAUCUUAGUCUGUAAAUGCAGACCGAGCUCAUGGAUGUUUCAUUGAAAUAUAUCUUAGUCUGUAAAUGCAGACUGCACUCAUUGUUGUUUCAUUGAAAUACAGUGAGGGGAAAAAAGUAUUUGAUCCCCUGCUGAUUUUGUACGUUUGCCCACUGACAAAGACAUGAUCAGUCUAUAAUUUUAAUGGUAGGUUUAUUUGAACAGUGAGAAUCAGAAUAACAACAAAAAAUUCCAGAAAAACGCAUGUCAAAAAUGUUAUAAAUUGAUUUGCAUUUUAAUGAGGGAAAUAAGUAUUUGACCCCUCUGCAAAACAUGACUUAGUACUUGGUGGCAAAACCCUUGUUGGCAAUCACAGAGGUCACACGUUUCUUGUAGUUGGCCACCAGGUUUGCAUACAUCUCAGGAGGGAUUUUGUCCCACUCCUCUUUGCAGAUCUUCUCCAAGUCAUUAAGGUUUCCAGCCUGACGUUUGGCAACUCGAACCUUCAGCUCCCUCCACAGAUUUUCUAUGGGAUUAAGGUCUGGAGACUGGCUAGGCCACUCCAGGACCUUAAUGUGCUUCUUCUUGAGCCACUCCUUUGUUGCCUUGGCCGUGUUUUGGGUCAUUGUCAUGCUGGAAUACCCAUCCAUGACCCAUUUUCAAUGCCCUGGCUGAGGGAAGGAGGUUCUCACCCAAGAUUUGACAGUACAUGGCGCCGUCCAUCGUCCCUUUGAUGCGGUGAAGUUGUCCUGUCCCCUUAGCAGAAAAACACCCCCAAAGCAUAAUGUUUCCACCUCCAUGUUUGACGGUGGGGAUGGUGUUCUUGGGGUCAUAGGCAGCAUUCCUCCUCCUCCAAAUACGGCGAGUUGAGUUGAUGCCAAAGAGCUCGAUUUUGGUCUCAUCUGACCACAAUACUUUCACCCAGUUCUCCUCUGAAUCAUUCAGAGUUCAUUGGCAAACUUCAGACGGGCCUGUAUAUGUGCUUUCUUGAGCAGGGGGACCUUGCGGGCGCUGCAGUCCUUCACGGCAUAGUGUGUUACCAAUUGUUUUCUUGGUGACUAUGGUCCCAGCUGCCUUGAGAUCAUUGACAAGAUCCUCCCGUGUAGUUCUGGGCUGAUUCCUUACCGUUCUCAUGAUCAUUGCAACUCCACGAGGUGAGAUCUUGCAUGGAGCCCCAGGCCGAGGGAGAUCAACAGUUCUUUUGUGUUUCUUCCAUUUGCGAAUAAUCGCACCAACUGUUGUCACCUUCUCACCAAGCUGCUUGGCGAUGGUCUUGCAGCCCAUUACAGCCUUGUGUAGGUCUACAAUCUUGUCCCUGACAUCCUUGGAGAGCUCUUUGGUCUUGGCCAUGGUGGAGAGUUUGGAAUCUGAUUGAUUGAUUGUGUCUGUGGACAGGUGUCUUUUAUACAGGUAACAAGCUGAGAUUAAUCUCAGCUCGUUACCUGUAUAAAAGACACCUGGGAGCCAGAAAUCUUUCUGAUUGAGAGGGGGUCAAAUACUUAUUUCCCUCAUUAAAAUGCAAAUCAAUUUGUAACAUUUUUGACAUGCGUUUUUCUGGAUUUAUUUGUUGUUAUUCUGUCUCUCACUGUUCAAAUAAACCUACCAUUAAAAUUAUAGACUGAUCAUUUAAUUGUCAGUGGCCAAACGUACAAAAUCGGCAGGGAAUCAAAUACUUGUUUCCCUCACUGUAUAUCUUAGUCUGUAAAUGCAGACUGCACUCAUUGUUGUUUCAUUGAAAUAUAUCUUAGUCUUUGUAAGACAGUCUUGGUGUUCAGUCAUCCGUUGAAUAGAAAAUAACAUUGGCUUCUUUCAGAUUUUAAUGGCUCUGUUAUAGAGGAGAACAUUAGCUUAUUUUAAUGGCUCUGUUAUAGAGGAGAACAUUAGCUUAUUUUAAUGGCUCUGUUUCCAAACAAAUGGAAGUACCAGGGGGCAUCGCUUUCUACGAACCCUUGCUUGAACUGAAAAAAAAACAUGUAAAACGACGUUGGAUGAGGUGCAAGUCUAUUAUUAUGUAAUCAUAUUGCAACAAAGUGUGCAUAAUUAAUUAAGACUCACAGUACAACUGGUUCCAUGAGCCAGUGAAAGCAGCAAUUAGGCUAGCCAGACAAAUGGGUCUCUGUGUACUUGCUGUGGCUGUGAGUUGUGGGCUGCAUCAUUUGUUUGGCACAUCUCAGCAUGUUGUCCUGUCCUCGCAGCAACUCCAGUCAUUCCACUUUUCCAUCGUUGCCUGAAACUAAAGGGAGGGAGAGUAACGGUUAAGGACGGACAGAUGUGUGUGAGAGUUUGUGUGUGUGUGCAUGUAUGUCCUUGUAUGAAUAAAAAAAGGUGUAUUUAUACCUCAGGUCUCCCACAAACCAAGGUCGCUGAGUCACAUGGAGGCGGUGUCCAUCCCCUACGUGGCUGCCACGGCCCUGUCUGCCCUGGUCAACGCGGGCGGCCUGUGCAGAAACAACUGUGCUAACAAACGGCAAGUACACACACAUUCAUACAUGACCAAAUACUCCCUCUCCCAGACAUCGCUCCUGCCCUGCGCUGUGACAGUAGGGCCCCACCCUGUUCCACUUUGGCCACAAACCCGAGACCUUCUGCACAACAACACUUUGCACUUCCGAAGCAGCAUUCUAAACAAUCACUAUACCAAAAACCAUGGUCUUGGUUUGAGCAAGAGUGACGUUACUUUAAGUGUCACGCAGGAUGAGUACUCCUGAGUGGCGCAGUGGUCUAAGGCACUGCAUCGCAGUGCUAACUGUGCCACUAGAGAUCCUGGUUCGAAUCCAGGCUCUGUCGCAGCCGGCCGCGACCGGGAGACUCAUGGGUGGCGCACAAUUGGCCCAGCGUCGUCCAGGGUAGGGGAGGGAAUGGCCGGCAGGGAUGUAGCUCAGUUGAUAGAGUAUGGCGUUUGCAAUGCCAGGGUUGUGGGUUCGAUUCCCACGGGGGGCCAGUAUAAAAAAAUAUGUAUUCACUAACUGUAAGUCGCUCUGGAUAAGAGCGUUUGCUAAAUGACGACAAAAAAUGUAAAAAUGUAAAUGACGUCACUGCUGCAUGAUGCUCGCUCUGGCGCUCGGCUAACCAGCCAGCGAUACUACGUCUGUUAUAUGUGCUACACUGAAAAUGAAUGGAUCAUCUUCUCUCUAUGAAUCCUGACCUCAUGUCUGGUCACACUCUCUCACCCUCUCUCUCUCUCUAUCUCGCCCUCUCGCUCUCCCCCGCCCUCUCUCUCUCUCUCCCCUCAGAGUUCUUAUCACCGGAGCCUCAGGUGGUGUUGGAACAUUCUCCAUCCAGGUAAGGACCUUUCAGAUAUGACCAGCAGCUCAUAGCACCAACACUAAACACUCACCUCACACCAGCACUAGUGGUCAAUUGACCUUGUGCAAUCAUAAAGAGUAUACACACCAACACACACCCACCCUCCCACCCACACAGAGAGGUGUCUCUCUCACUAAGUGUCUGUUUCCUCCGUAGCUGUUGAAGGCCUGGGGCGCCCACGUGACAGUGACCUGCUCCCACAAUGCCGAGGGGCUGGUGAGGGGUCUGGGGGCGGAUGAAGUGGUGGACUACACGGCAGGAGAUGUGGCCGCGGAGCUGGGACUGCUGGAAAAGUGGGUUUUAUUAGUUGGAAUAAUGUAAAAGUGUGUGUGUGUAUUAGGGAAUGUUUAAAACACUUUUUGCAACAGAAAGCUACAAAUGUGUGUUUCUUACUGGACAAGAACAGGUAGUCCCUCUCUGAUUCUGCCUAAUGAACAACACCCAGAUCCUCAUGAUGUGUCGACUGAGACACAGGGCCACAACACUUGAAAAGAAUGAGUGCCUCAAAGAGAUCAUGUUUUUAAAUAAACCCUAUUUUAUCCAUUGAGAUUCUCCUCUAGAUCUGAUUUGUUAACAUAUUUCUGAGACGUCAUGAGAGUAGCUAGCUACCAAGGUCCAAUCUAAUGAUAUACAGUCACGUUUGCACUCGAAUACCAUUUCCCCCACCGACUCCCUCCCUGGCCAACGUUAUAAACAACUUUACCCACCCACCCAGCUGGGCAGGGUUGAUUUGGCACACCUGCUCGCUGAUUCACUUCCUGGUUUCCAUGGCAAUGUGGCUCAAGGACGAGAGUGUGGGAGGCUAAAUGCCCUCCAUUGGGGGAGCUGAUCAGGAUAAACCUUGUUAACCUUGUCUCAGUGGUCCUCAGUAAGACAUACAGAGAUCACUAGGAAACACUUCAAUCCCUUAGGCUUGGCUAGACGUCUGUCUCGCUCUCUCUUUCUGUCUCGCUCGCUCUCUCUCCUCUGCCCUCUCUCUUACCCUGUUUACACUAGUGAAUCGAGCAGAACUCUACUGCGCUGGCAUGGUUACACAUCCUCCAUCUUAGCUGGAACCGUGCUGGAAUGAACAAAUUGAAAAGGAAGUACCCAAGCCAUCACACUGUGUCAAGUUGGCAUGAUAGUGUGUAGUAGACUUUUUCAUUUAUAACCAGUGUUCUGUCUCCCUGUGUUCCCCCCUCAGGUUCGACGUGAUCCUGGACAAUGUGGGUGGGGACUCGGAGCAGUGGGCCCUGGGCAUGCUGAAGUCCUGGUCAGGGGCCAAAUACGUGACCCUGGUCACCCCCUUCCUGCUUAACAUCGACUCCAUGGGCCUGCUGGAGGGAGCCGUCCACUCAGGACUCAACCUGCACCAGAAGGCCAUCACGGUAAGCUAGCAUAACAAGUUGAUGCUGGCAGUGUGAACAAUGCAUACAUGUCACGGGUGAGGUCUGAACUCCGGUCUUACGCUCAGGAAACAACGUCUUAACCAUUAGACCAAGACAAAGUCGCUGGCAGGGCUACCUCAUCACGAGGGCGUGAGUCCGACUCACCUCCGCUACGCUACGCUACACAUGGAAAAACGUCCUCAAAUAUUACUCUCAUGUCAAAGUUGAAAAAGCCUUUAUUGUAACUUGGCUAAACCAACCGACCACGCCCCUCUGUCUGGGUGGGGUUACAGGGGCAUUAAACCUUAAUACCCCUUUUCGGACCACUGAGCUGCGCUGGCCUGGUUACACAUCAAACAUAGUUGCUAGAACCAUGCUGGAAAAGACCAUGUAGAAAAGAUCUGUACCAAUGCAUUAGAAUGGUGUGAGAAAUAGAUGAGUGAAACCCCCUAGUCUGGCCAGGGUGGGGCAGUUAGCACCAUGUGACUGCUUCAACCAACCAGGGCCUGUAUUCAUAUUGUCUCAGAGUAGGAUUAGUGGCAGGUUCUGUCCUGACUUGGCUUUAUGGAGAUCGAUAGCAUCACAUGACUUCAAUUAGGGCUGGGUGAUAUAUAGAAUUAUGUAGAUUAAUUCACAUGUAUGUUUUUGCGCGAUAUGCCUGUAUUGCAGAAACUAGGUUUUUUGUAUUUUUCGUUUUUCUGAGCGUUUAUGUCCGCUUGUUCUCAUGUUGUCUUUUUGGUCAUCUCGUUCGCUCCUUCUGUAAUGUGUUUUUUAUCAAGAUAUAUAUUUUGAAUCGCCCAUAAGUUUGAAAAAGAUGGCGAUGUGAGUUUUAGGCCAGAUCUCCCAGCCCUAACUUCAAUAUGGGUUGUGCUUAAUCAGUGGAAAUAACCCUGCAGGGUGUCACUAUUCUAAACGGUUUUGUGAGGAAGAGAAUAGAUUCGGUGAGAGGAGGAAUCUGCCUGUUUGUGUGUGUUUGUAUCGCUCUCUGUGAGUGUGUAUGUGUGUGUCUUACAUGCAGCUGGGCUGUUUGUGGAGUUAAUGUCUAAUAGCCUGGGUGUGGUGGAGUUUAACUAAAUGGAUGGAUGGUUUGGAACAGGGUGGAGUUGAACUAAAUGGAUGGAUGGUUUGGAACAGGGUGGAGCUGAUGCUUAGGUAUUCUUGGUUAACCCAGAACUAAAGUUUUGCAUAAUUGGUCAGCUGCUCGAUUAAGUUCAGGGUCCAUAAGAGAAGAGAUGAAGAGAUGUUAGAAUGAGGAGCUCCACCCUCUUUCUUUGCAAGUUACGGGCAGGUCUAUGGGCCGAAUGUCCCCUUCCGAAAUUCUAAAGAUACGAACACCUGUGAAAUCGUGAUUGGUCCAAAUAAACUCAAGCACUGGAACUAUUGCUGUUUAUUGGCUAUCAGUGCCAUAGUAUAAAGACUGAUCUAUGAUACCAUUUAUGUCUAAGUAGUCUGCCCACGACAGAUUACUGCUUAGGGGACUUUGCUAUGUGGUCCUCCUGAACAGCACAAGCCUGGUAGGCAAGGACAAUGACUCUGGCAGUGAGUUACACUAGUCACUAGACUGUCUGUCUGUCUGUGUGUGAGACAUGCACACGGGAGGUCUGCUGAAACUGCAGUUUUUAGGCAGUCAAAUCGCUAAAUGCGUGUGUGUAUGUUUCCCACCAAGCCUGUGGCUCAGGGCCUUAUUGUCUGGGUGAGCAGCCGGCUGGCCAUACUGCGGGGCUGAAGCAUGAGUCACACUGGACAGACAGACAGACAGACAGACUAGGGCUGGAGCUGGACACGUUACCUGAGAGAGCACAGCCCGACGGGGACCUCUAGUGGCCCAACGCAGCCUUACUAGUCUAGAACACAAGUGGCACUUUCAUAGCCUGUUCCCAGAUUUGCUUGUGCUAUCAUCAUGUCAUAUCCUUGUCAUGACAAUGUCAAGGAGUUGACACGAUAGCACAGACCUGGGACCAGGCUAGCACAUUCACUUAUUCCUGGGGACACAUAGUAUAAUGCCAUCAUGUGUUAACUUAGCAUUAUUAUGUGGCUAUGCAGUGUUGUAUAGGAUGUGUCCCGUGCAGUACAUGGUGCUGCCAAACAGUCAUUAUCAAUGUCAUUCCACCAGCGUUUGUGCUUGCUGUUCAUAUUUGGUCCUGUGUCAGUUUUCUAUCUGUUUAUGGCCUUUGGGGACAGUAAAGAUGUAUUGAAUUGAAUUGAUCUCAGACAGUAUCUUGACCUUCCAAUCUCUCCCUCUCAGAACAUGUGUAAGGGAGUGUUCUACCGCUGGGGGUUCUAUGCUCCAGACGGCCCUGCGCUGGAUGAGGUCAGCCAGCUGGUGGAUGCCGGAAAGGUACUGCUACUGCAUUCUCUAGUCUAUAACAUCCUACAUUUCUUCAGAUGGAAAUUAGCCAGGUAGAUGGGUCUAUACAAGCCACAGAUUCCAAGCAUAGUGGUAUAUUCAGAGUCUCCCUCUGUCUGUGUCUCUGUGUGUGGGCAUUCCCCUGUGUCGGUGCGUGGUUGGCUAUGAGUCAGAUUUGAACAGUGAAUGGAUUUCCAACAGUGCUGAGCAGUGCCCCCCCCCCCCCCCCGUCACGGGUGUAAUCCAUACCCCUUUGUCCCAGGGAUUAUAGGGACAGCAUGGCAUUUUGGGGAACGGGCGUGCCGUGCUGGUGGCAGGAAUCCAUUCCAACACAUGCACACAGACAUACCCCACACACACCGCCCUGUCAGUAUGGAGAUCGAUUUCUAUCAAAAUGUUUAAAAUAUAUUAGUAGUGAGUCACAAAAAAAAGAUGUUGUGCAAAUAUAGAAUGCAACUUUUAAAUAACAAUCAGACUGUAAAUAUGCCUAUAUAGUUUCACAAACGUGUCAUGAUCCAAAAGCAAAUGAAAUUAACAAAAAUACAGGUUUUUUUCUGGUUAAAACAGCACAUUUUAAAAAUAUAUUUCUUACUUUGCGAACACAACAGUGGUCAAAUAUGCUUUGGGAAUGUAACAACAUUUGUGACACCACAGAUUACAUUUGUGACCUCCUUUUUAAAAUGUGUGACUCACUACUUAGUUCUCUAUCAAAAUAUUAAAAAUAUAUAUCUCCAUAUUUAUCAGACUCAGCCAGAUGGCUGGUCUCUCACUGUGAGGCCAGUAGCCGGUCCAUUCAUUGUUAAUUACAAGAGACGCUGACAAGAAUAACAUGUUGGGUGGUGGGAGGGGCCACAGGAUUGUCUAGCCUCAUCACAUUUUUAACACCAGCUCCUCUCUCGUUUUUUUGUUGACUCUUGUGCAUUCAUUUGGAGAUUAUUUGGGCAUGGGUGGUUGGGGGAAUGGUAGAUAAUGAAUGAGAGCGUUUGUUGGAUUCCCAGAUGUAGUCAUAGAUUAACCUGUUAACGGUUCUCCUGCAGUAUGGAUUAGUUUGGUUGGUUGAGGUCCAUACACACAGCUCGCUGCAAAAACAAGCAAGUCAUUUCAUUGGUUCUAGUGACACACUUAGUCCUAGGGUAUUUCUUUGAGGUGGUUAUUCAUUGGUGGAUUAUGUUUUUACUGUCCAUGUGUAUACAGACACUCACUCGGUGUUGUCAUUUCCUAGAUCCUUCCAGUGGUGGAGGCCAUGUUCCCGUUCUCCCAGGUGCCCCAGGCCUUCCAGAAACUAGAGGGGGGUCAUGCCAGGGGAAAGACUGUGGUCACCGUGGCCCAAGAGGAGGAGGGGACCAGAGUGACUGAAGAGGAGGGGGAGGUGGAGACUAGUGACACACCAGAGCAAGUCAGGGAGGAAGUCAGGGAAGCAGUGCCAAAGCGCUAAACUGCUGUGAUGUCAACUUUAAGCAUUGGGUCAUUAAGGCAUGCAACUGAAAAUGUUUUAAAACGCUUUGCAACGGACAACUUAAAUCAUUGUUUUCUUUUGGUCCAGUCCAGUUAGUCCCACCCUGUUUCAGUCAGUUUUCUUACAUUUGCCUAAUGAACACGACCCUGGAUAUAGGUUGUCCAUGUCCAUCCUGUAGAACUCUGAACGCUUUCUUGACCGCUACUGCAAAACGGUGUUUGGUAUGCAUUGUUUGCGUUUUUGCAGAUAAACUGCUUGUUUGAGAAAGGCAACAUUUAUUUAUCUUAUGGUAUAUUUCUGUAGUUGUGUGUUGAGAAUUCAUUACUGAAAAGUAAAAUAUAUACAUUUUGAUCUGCGCAAUUGAGUCAUACUUUUAUGACAUGUUUUGUUAGGCACUUUAUUCCAAAUAUUCUAGAUGUUAUUCCAAAUAUUCUAGAUAACAAAAUAUAAUCACAUCACAUUUAUUUACAUAAGGAUAUUAAUGGCAGACUUGAAUAAAACGUCUGAAAAAUACAUAUAUUCAUCCAAAAUGUUACAAUGUCAAACUCGUAUGUUAUCAGAUACAACAUUAAUGGGUAGGUAAAGUAUUUCAAGUUUAGUCUUGCGAAUCCACUUUCCCUUAAUGAAGUAAUUUACAUUUACAUUUUUAGUCAUAUAGCAGACGCUCUUAUCCAGAGCGACUUACUAAUGAAUGCUAUUGUUUUGUCCCUGUUUGUUCGUGAAGAAGUAAUGCGAUAUUAUAGAUUAUCCAGGAAGCUUCAUAUAUUUUCCAUGUCGACCUCAGAGGAAAGAGUAUACUGUAUAUGAGCUUCUCUUCCAGCAGCAAAUGUUCUGUUCCUGAGGCAUCUUGUCCUUGACGCCUGUAUGAGGCCCACGCUGCAGCUGCGCCACAGAGCUGUGAGGCCCUUCAUCAUACUGCACCUCAGAGACUACACCCAGUUCUUCCCUCUCAAAACAAGACCUCAGAGAAUCUCCACUGUCCAUCUUUGGUUAGGUUUGUUUGGAUCAAACGUGUUGAGAAUCACCUGGUUUCUGUCAUAGUGUUGACCACCUGCAAGGACAGACAAAAUUAUUUGAGUUGGGCCCUGUUUAAAUACAAUGUGUCCUAGCUUCCUUGGGGCAAUCACUGAUCUGCCAAGGUUGGGUCAGUGAAAGCAAAAGUGGAAACGUUGCCUUAACUUAUCCAAUGACUUACUGAUUAGUGAUUACCUCAAAGGAGGGGCAAAUUUUUGUAAGGCCCUUCCUUGGGUCACUUGUAAGGCCCUUCCUUGGGUCACUUGUAAGGCCCUUCCUUGGGUCACUUGUGCAUAUGGCGGAGGCUUGAGGGAAUGCGCAAAUGGAGGGGAGAGGGGAAGGGAGUGUUUUGGGAUUUAGCCUGUCUGUCUCUAAACUUGACACAAGCCUAUUUGAUACUGAAUCCAGCUGCAGCCUGUUGUCACGUCUUAGUCCAUCCACAAGGUGUCGCUAAUUCACAAUGUUUCUAGUGAAGUUACCUAAUCGCCUAUGUAAAACCCCAGAACUGAAUGAAGUGAAACCAGUGAACAAUAAAUUACACUGACACAGACUAGUUCCUGUAGCUCCAAGAGGUAGAAGCAUUAUUGCAAUAGGUUUCUCUUGCCUUCUGAUUGGCUGGGUGGGAAUGUCAUCAUAUUGCUUCUACCUAUCAAAUCCUCUCAGAUCUACAGGAGUGGCUGGGGAGUUGGGACCGUAUUCAUUAGUGUAGCCUAGUGAAUAUGACCCUGGUAACCCAUGUCUGUUGUUGUUUCUGCCUCACCUUUGACCUCCAGGACCAGGUCUGGGCUGGCGGUGUAGCGGAUAAGGCCAUCAGGCGUGAUGCUCCAGCAGGAGGGUUGUUUGCCGGGCUCAGGUGAGAGGCCCAUACGACUGCCUGCCAUGGCCACGCUGCUACACGGAGCCACACAGCAAUCCUCCAGCACCUGGAAACACAGAGUAGAAAACCUUAGAUUUAAAAACUUUAUUAUCCUAUAAAGAGGAAGUCAUUUGUACCGACAUUCAAUCACACACUUAAAAUAAAGAAUGGGCCUGCAUCAAGCAUAAAAACUAGUUGAGCGUUGUAAUAAACCAUAUAAGUGAAGGAUAGCGCAUGAUGCUGUGGGACCGUGGCAGGGAGUACCGAGCUGGAGUCCAAAGGCUGUUAUAAACUAACUACUUGAAGUCAUGGGUCUGAAUUUAAAGUUCAUGAAAUAAUAAUCAACAUGCUUACUCAAAAUUUCUACUCCCAAAAAUAGUCGAUAAUCCAUUAACAAUGAAAUGGAUGGCAUUCAAUUUAUGUAAAGUUACAAGGCCACGUUCCGAGUGCUUCUCUGGAAGAAUAAACUCUAAGAGCUGUAGGUGCAGCCCACGACCAAAACAUAGACUACUAGUUAGAUAGAAUACUUAACAAAUCCCCAAGGAAUGUAUUACCCAAGAACCAGCAGUACACCAGGAUCAGAUUUAAAUACCCCUGCUCUAGUGCUUGAUAAGUCACAGUUUUCCUGGCCUGUCCACCUCCUCUUCUAAACUGGAGCUCUGCUACCCGACCCGAGCCUGACGGGCCCCGACAUUAUACAUCUGGUUAGGGCCGGGUAGGGCCUGUUUUCUCAUCAAUAACAUAAUAAGGGCUUGGGUAUCACUAAAUUGAUCACUAACAUUUUGAAGCCAUUUGCUCGUACUCUGUUGCACAGUACAGUCAUAUCUGACUAAGAUCAUAAGGAGUCAGAAGUGCUUCAACCUCGUCAAAUAUAAAACAGGAGAGAUUAUUUCAAAAAAUUUAGAAUGUUCCUUGAGUUUUGUCAGAGUUUAGAGUGACCAAAAGUAGCUAACAGCUAACUGCUCUCUCAUGUCUCUGUUCGUUGAGCAGAGCCAGAGAUACUUUUAAGGAGAUGGGAAACUCCAUUGGAAUAGUAUUAAUGCCCAUUGUGUACGUUGCCCAUGCUACGUCAAUGGGCCAUACAGUGAAUUCUGGGACAAGGAUAGCUCUCUUUCAAGGCGUGAAUGGGAGUCAGUUGGGCGCUAGGUCAAAAACCCAGCAUUAUCAUGAAUUUCGUCAAUAAGAAGUACAACAUUACAAAUCUUUUCAGAGAUGUGAGAUAAUUAUCUUGCUAUCUGUAUAGCUUUGGAAUCGUGACAUUACGUACUUUUGAGGAAAAUAGGCAUGUUUCUCGACUCACACCUUGAUUUUGUGAUGAUUAGCUUAGCAACCACGUGACGCAACAUGACAACGUCAACGCGAUUGGUCGACAGUCUGCUGGGUGGGGCGCUAUUCGUUCCUCCAUUCAUUGCCCAAUAGGAUUCCUAUCUCCUCCUUUCUCUAAUAUUUCUGGCAGAGCCGUUGCUAUGGAUACACAGACUCAGAGCCACCAUGAGCAGUGUGCAUGCAGAGCAAGCUGCCUGCACGCAGGGAGCGAUUGAGUGACAGACAGAGAGGAGCAGCUAAUGGAUUUACUAAUGUAGGAAGUUAUUUCUGGUUUCGGGCCUUAAAUUUGGCAGAACCCAUCGGGCCUGGGUAGGGUAGGGCCUGAACGUCACGGGCAUGGGCAGGACUUUACUCUAAACACCCUGUUGCCAUGACGAUGCUACCUUGCAGUGGAGAUGUCCGUCCCGAUAGAACCAGAUCUGUUGGACUCCGCCCAUCUCCUCUGUUGCCUGGAUACGCAUCAGCUUGAUAUCAUCCAUCUCCCCGGUGACAGACAUUAGAAGGCCCUCCUCCUGGCUCCUCAACCGGAAGUGCACCUGUCGCUGCUCAUGUAACACAGACACACACACACACACACACACUUGAUUAGUGUUUACACACACACAGGUAGUUCUCAGUUCAACAUGCUCUCAAUGCAUUCCUGUCUGCCAUGCAGCGCUUGUGCUCACAUAGAAUAUUAUGUAAAGCCCCCUUGAUCGGCCCGUUACACAGUAUUGCACUAUAGAAGCCAACAGUACACCUUUAAAAGGCAUUUUCCCUGACUUUUGCAGAGAUCACAAUAACGGUAAACGCUGCCGAUGUUGGCUCAAGUGUAAAUUACCUUCAAAAAUCUGUUAUAGUGUGUAGUUCUAUAACACAACUUUUAUUGAAUCCCGGCCUUAAUCUCUGUGCGCCCAUAUAAUCAUGUAAUCACAUUUGAGAUGGCUUCUUACCUGGAUCAGUGGGCGCAGGGAUCCGAUUCGCUGCCAGCUACUGAAUCUGCGCCAGUCGGGCACCUCGCCGGGCUUCAGCAGAAUCUGAGCUCCGCGGUAGUUGAUCCCCUCAUACAGCACCCACCUGUCAAUCAAAGAAGUAACCAAGUGUCAAUCAAAAAGUAUCAAUACACACUUGCAAAGCUUAGUGUCUCACAUACAUAUCAGACAUAAAUUAUUCCUUGAACUUUUCACUCAGUGUCAAUCAAAGACAAGUGUCAAUCAAAGACAAGGUCAAAACACAGUUACCAAACUAAGUGUCUCACUCACAUAUCAAUUAGUAAGGAGUGAUUGCUUUGCCUUUUCACCCACUCAACCCCCAUAGAAACUAGAACACAUCCACACAGUAACAUGCUGUCUAUGCUGUUGGGUCUGUGCUGAUGUCAUCGCUUUAUCUGCUCCAUUCCUUAGGCCUCAUCCCAUUUCUCUCCGUGCAAGAAGGUCCCACUCAUGAGUUAUAGGUCUGACCCUGCUGGGUCCCGUUGUGUUUCUGUGUGUUCCAGAGGUGAGUCCACAUCUCCAGUCUGAAUGUCACACACCAUUGGGAACUUUCCACCUGGCUCCUCACUACCUAAUAAUAUCCCACGAUUCCAAGUCCCUUCCCUUCCCUCUUCAAAUCAAAUCAAAUCAAGCUUUAUUUAUACAGCACAUUUCAGACAUGGAAUGCAACAUAAUGUGCUUAAAAAAAUAAGUAUGAAAAUAAAUAUUUACUACACAACAAACAUAAGAUGAUAAAAAAACAAAAGAAUAACAAUACAAACUGAACGAUUAAAAAGCACCCUAAGGAAAAGCAAAGCUAAAAAGGUGUGUUUUAAGAUCUCUUUUAAUAUGUCCACAGUUUGGGAUAAUAACUCUAAUAACUAACGGCUCCAGCUCCAUGCCUCUUGGUCCUAGGCUUAGUUCAAAGGCCAGUGCCAGAGGACCUGAGGGACCUAAUCACGUAAAGCAUGUCUAACAUGUAUUGGGGUGCAAAAUCGUGGGUUGAUUUAAAUACCAAUAGAAUAAUCUUAAAAUUAAUUAUAAAACUCACAGGCAGCCAGUGCAGAGACCUUAAAACCGGUGUAAUGUGUGCUCUCCGUCUGGUCUUGGUCAGUACCCGUGUGGCAUCAUUCUGUAUGUUUUGCAGUUGACCAAUUACUUUCUUGGGUAGACCAGACAGGAGAGCAUUACAGUAGUCAAGCCUGCAUGUAAUAAAAACUUGGAUGAGUCUCUCUGUAUCAGCCUGAGAGAGAAACGGCCGCACCUUGGCAAUGUUCCUCAGGUGGUAAAAAACUAUUUUGGUCACAUUCCUAAUGUGUGAUUUGAAAUUAAGUUCAGAAUCAAAAAUAACACCUAGGUUUUUUACCUGCUGUUUUAUCUUUAUUGCCUGUGAAUUAAAAUGUGCGGCCAGAUUCGCUCUCUGUGCUUUGGCUCCAAAAAUAAGUACCUCGGUCUUGUCUUGAUUUAGCUGGAGGUAGUUGUGAGCCAUCCAAGUAUUUAAAUCACUAAUAGAGUCUAAUAAUUUAUCCGUGGAGCUAAAAUCCUCUGGUGACACAGAAAUUUAAAGUUGUGUAUCGUCUGCGUAGCAGUGAAAAUCAAUGCUGUGCUUUCUGAUAAUGCUGCCAAGGGGUAACGUAUAUAAACUAAACAGUACCGGACCCAAAAUCAAACCAUGUGGAAUGCCACAUUUUCUCUGAGUUAUGUUCACCAAGGGUGACAAAAAACUCUUGACCGGUUAAAUAGCUCCUAAACCAAUUUAGAACUGGACCGGAGAGGUCAACCCACCUCUCCAGUUUGUCCAGAAGGUCAUCAUGGUCAACAGUGUCGAAUGCAGCACAUACAGUGGGGAAAAAAAGUAUUUAGUCAGCCACCAAUUGUGCAAGUUCUCCCACUUAAAAAGAUGAGAGAGGCCUGUAAUGUUCAUCAUAGGUACACGUCAACUAUGACAGACAAAUUGAGAAAAAAAAUCCUGAAAAUCACAUUGUAGGAUUUUUAAUGAAUUGAUUUGCAAAUUAUGGUGGAAAAUAAGUAUUUGGUCACCUACAAACAAGCAAGAUUUCUGGCUCUCACAGACCUGUAACUUCUUCUUUAAGAGGCUCCUCUGUCCUCCACUCGUUACCUGUAUUAAUGGCACCUGUUUGAACUUGUUAUCAGUAUAAAAGACACCUGUCCACAACCUCAAACAGUCAUACUCCAAACUCCACUAUGGCCAAGCCCAAAGAGCUGUCAAAGGACACCAGAAACAAAAUUGUAGACCUGCACCAGGCUGGGAAGACUGAAUCUGCAAUAGGUAAGCAGCUUGGUUUGAAGAAAUCAACUGUGGGAGCAAUUAUUAGGAAAUGGAAGACAUACAAGACCACUGAUAAUCUCCCUCGAUCUGGGGCUCCACGCAAGAUCUCACCCCGUGGGGUCAAAAUGAUCACAAGAACGGUGAGCAAAAAUCCCAGAACCACACAGGGGGACCUAGUGAAUGACCUGCAGAGAGCUGGGACCAAAGUAACAAAGCCUACCAUCAGUAACACACUACGCCGCCAGGGACUCAAAUCCUGCAGUGCCAGACGUGUCCCCCUGCUUAAGCCAGUACAUGUCCAGGCCCGUCUGAAGUUUGCUAGAGGAUUGGGAGAAUGUCAUAUGGUCAGAUGAAACCAAAAUACAGUGAAUGCUGAGUUGCAUCCAAAGAACACCAUACCUACUGUGAAGCAUGGGGGUGGAAACAUCAUGCUUUGGGGCUGUUUUUCUGCAAAGGGACCAGGACGACUGAUCCGUGUAAAGCAAAGAAUGAAUGGGGCCAUGUAUCGUGAGAUUUUGAGUGAAAACCUCCUUCCAUCAGCAAGGGCAUUGAAGAUGAAACGUGGCUGGGUCUUUCAGCAUGACAAUGAUCCCAAACACACCGCCCGGGCAACGAAGGAGUGGCUUCGUAAGAAGCAUUUCAAGGUCCUGGAGUGGCCUAGCCAGUCUCCAGAUCUCAACCCCAUAGAAAAUCUUUGGAGGGAGUUGAAAGUCUGUGUUGCCCAGCGACAGCCCCAAAACAUCACUGCUCUAGAGGAGAUCUGCAUGGAGGAAUGGGCCAAAAUACCAGCAACAGUGGGUGAAAACCUUGUGAAGACUUACAGAAAACGUUUGACCUGUGUCAUUGCCAACAAAGGGUAUAUAACAAAGUAUUGAGAAACUUUAGUUAUUGACCAAAUACUUAUUUUCCACCAUAAUUUGCAAAUACAUUCAUUAAAAAUCCUACAAUAUGAUUUUCUGGAAAAAAAAUUCUCAUUUUGUCUGUCAUAGUUGAUGUGUACCUAUGAUGAAAAUUACAGGCCCCUCUCAUCUUUUGGGAAAACUUGCACAAUUGGUGGCUGACUAAAUACUUUUUUUCCCCACUGUAAAUCCAAGAGUACAAGGACAGAAAGCUGUUUGGCAUCUGUGUUGGCUCUAAGAUAAUUUACCACUUUAACUAAGGCUGUCUCUGUGCUGUGGUGGGCACGGAAUAAAGAUUGGAAUUUUUCUAAAAUACAGUUGGCACUUAAAAAAUAAUUUAGCUGUUUGAAAACCAAUUUCUCCAGAAUUUUGCUUAAGAAUGGAAGGUUAGAGAUUGGCUGAAAAUAGCUAAGAACUGAAGAAUCUAGAUUACUUUCUUCAGAAGGGGUUUCACCAUAGCAGUUUUUAGUGCAGUGGGGAAAGUGCCUGUGAACAGGGAGUGAUUAACAAUAGCUUGCACUUCUUCAGAUAUGCAAUUAAAAACACUUUUGAAGAAGGUGGUGGGGAUAGGAUCGAGAAGGCAGGUAGAAGGCUUAAGUUGUGAUAUCACUUUCCUGAGCAUGUCUGUGUCAACCAGGGAAAAUACAUCCAUAGUGCCUUUGCGUGGUAGGCUAGGGCACAUAUCAUCAAACUUCUCAGCAGGUCUUGCUUGACUGAUACCCUGCCUAAUGUUGGUUAUCUUAUCUCUGAAACAUGCUGCAAACUCAUCAAAUUUAGAUGUGGAGGAAAGUUCACAUAGGUUUGCGGGGGUAGAAUUUAUCAGGCCAUUCGAGCACUCUCGAAUUAUUCAGAUUAUUAGUGAUCAAGUUCGAAAAAUUUGCCGUCUGGCAUUUCUAAUCGCCUUGUUAUACAGUGCAUUCGGAAAGUAUUCAGACCCCUUGACUUUUUCCACAUUUUGUUACAUUUCAGCCUUAUUUUGAAAUGUAUUAAACUAUAUUUUUUCCUCAUCAAUCUACACACAGUACCCCAUAAUGACAGAGCAAAAACAGGUUUGUAGAAAUGUUUGCAAAUGUUUGCAAAAAUAAUAAUAAUGUAAAUAUCACAUUUACAUACAGCACCAGUCAAAAGUUUGGACACACCUACUCAUUCCAGGGUUUUUCUUAAUUUUUACUAUGCUCUACAUUGUAGAAUAAUAGUGAAGACAUCAAAACAAUGAAAUAACACAUAUGGAAUCAUGUAGUAACCAGAAAAUCAAAUAGCCACCCGUUGCCUUGAUGACAGCUUUGCAAACUCUAUUUCUAUUUAAUUUAUUUGUUUCCCCACUCAUCCAAGGGGCUCUCCGUUUGGAUGUGGCCUUUUCAGCUUUACUGGAGCUAUGGCAUCAACGGUUGCCCUUAACUUGCUAUUAAAGUUAUCAACUAAAUCAUCACAAGAGGAAGGCAGAAUAGGUGACAGAGUAUUGUUCAUACACUCAAUAAAAUCUGUAGUAACUUCAGAGGUAAGAUAGCGUUUCUUAAUAAUGCGUUCAGUAUUACCUUGUGCUAUGGGCAAAAAGGUCGUAAAAAAAAUACACAGUCCCCCAUUGCCUGACUGCGCAUUCUACACUAGACUAAACUCCUACUUUCUGAUGACCGUGUGUUCUACACUAGACUAAACUCCUACUUCCUGCUGACCGUGUGUUCUACACUAGACUAAACUCCUACUUCCUGAUGACUGUGUGUUCUACACUAGACUAAACUCCUACUUCCUGCUGACUGUGUGUUCUAGACUAGACUAAAGUCCUACUUCCUGCUGACCGUGUGUUCUACACUAGACUAAACUCCUACUUCCUGCUGACUGUGUGUUCUACACUAGACUAAACUCCUACUUCCUGCUGACUGUGUGUUCUACACUAGACUAAACUCCUACUUCCUGCGUGUUCUAGACUAAAGUCCUACUUCCUGCUGACCGUGUGUUCUACACUAGACUAAACUCCUACUUCCUGCUGACUGUGUGUUCUAGACUAGACUAAAGUCCUACUUCCUGCUGAUCGUGUGUUCUACACUAGACUAAACUCCUACUUCCUGCUGACCGUGUGUUCUAGACUAAACUCCUACUUCCUGCUGACUGUGCAUUCUACACUAGACUAAACUCCUACUUCCUGUUGACCGUAUAUUCUACACUAGACUCAACUUUUACUUCCUGCUGACCGUGUGUUCUACACUAGACUAAACUCCUACUUCCUGCUGACUGUGCAUUCUACACUAGACUAAACUCCUACUUCCUGCUGACUGUGCAUUCUACACCAGACUAAACUCCUACUUCCUGUUGACCGUAUAUUCUACACUAGACUCAACUUUUACUUCCUGCUGAUCGUGUGUUCUACACUAGACUAAACUCCUACUUCCUGCUGACCGUGUGUUCUACACUAGACUAAACUCCUACUUCCUGCUGACCGUGUGUUCUACACUAGACUAAGCUCCUACUUCCUGCUGACCGUGCAUUCUACACUAGACUAACUCCUACUCCCUGCUGACUGUGCACCAUUUCCAUAACUGUGAACUGUGUAAUAAUAGCUCCAACUGUAAUCUACUAAUACCCACCCAGAAGACUAGUGUGAAGUGUGCUGUGCUCUGUGUUUACAAAAGGUUGAUGAACUGGUCUGGGGAUUUUCAUGGAAAGCGGCAGUGAAGUAGUACGAUGACUCACGAGAAUCCUUUUGGCAUUGUAAAUACAGUGAUUAAUUUGCUCACAGUGUGUGAACUACUUGUAUUAAGCGUCGACACGUGGUCUCUUGGCGUUGAGCUAAAGAAAGACUACACAUGUCUGUCAGUGGAUAAAGGAGUACACAUGGCUGUGUCACACGUCAGUGCCAUUUCUAACAGCUCCAAAGAAAAAUUAUCUUUCCAGCUUGGUGUGUUCCUUUAUAUAGUAUGUACUGUAAGGAAAUAAACGUAAGAGCUAGCUUCCUGGGGAAGCCUGAGUAUGAUUCUCUUAGACAAAUGCACUCACCAGCGACACACCCACACAAAGAACACGGAGCUCUGUCUGUGGUUAGGAAGGGCCCCAUAACCUUGGCCACAGGCCAUUGUGCACAACUUGGGGAGGUGUGUCUGGUGCGCGAGACUAGGAGGCUCAUGCAUACAAAUAUAUGACCUCAGACAGACAGACAGGUAGGCAGACGACAGACAGAGGCAUAAGGACAGACAGGAUGUGCUGUAUGUACUCACAUGCCUCCCUCCACCAGGACAGACUGGACCAGGCUGCAGCCUUUGGCAAGCUGGAGGUUGACCGAGCCGGCGGUCAGAACCACCCUCUUCCCCCGUAGACCUGUCCUCUCAAACAGGGUGACAGAGGGCAGCGAGAACUCCUAUGA